AUGGGUCUCGUCACAUUGAAAAACCUCCUCUUCGGCCGCACACCGCCCCCGACGCGCGCCAAAUCCGCCUUCGGCCGCACCGAGAGCACAAUGUCGGAUGAGACCGUCGUUGACGGCGGCGACCUCGAGAGGCAACCCCUGCUGCGGUCCAGUGACCGGACCGUCUCGACAGCGACCAUGGCCACAACUACUUCAGAAACGUCAACCACAUCCACAAGGGUCUCAGAGAGCGACUCUCGCAGCUUCCGUCUUGACGCUCGCAUGAUCUCCGAUGCCACCAUCGGACUAUCUGACGGCUUGACGGUGCCCUUCGCCCUCACGGCCGGCCUGUCGGCGCUGGGACAGACAAAGGUCGUCAUCUUUGGCGGCAUGGCGGAGUUGAUUGCCGGUGCUAUCUCAAUGGGUCUUGGUGGCUACCUCGGAGCCAAAAGCGAAGCCGCAUCCUACAAGGAAACACGCAGCGAAUGCACCCGCCUAACCCAAGACGAUCCAGCCCUCGCCCGCGCCCAGGUCCUCGAGGUCCUCGAACCCUACGACCUCCCCAAGCAAACCCUCGAAGACGUAACAGACCACCUCUCCACCUCCCCGCGCCUCAUCGACUUCCUCAUGCAAUUCCACCACUGCGAGCAGGAACCGGCCUCCAACCGCGCCUUCGUCUCCGCCCUCACCAUCGCCGCGGGCUACCUCCUCGGCGGUCUCAUCCCGCUGUUCCCGUACUUCUUCGUCCCCGCCGAGGACGUCUACCUCGCGCUCUACAUCUCCGUCGCCGUCAUGGCCGUCGCGCUGUUUGCGUUUGGGUACGUCAAGACGUGUAUCGUUUCGGGAUGGUCGGGCUUGCGGUGCGUGAGGCAGGCUAUUGUGGGUGGGUUGGAGAUGGUUGUUGUUGGUGGUGCGGCGGCGGGUGCGGCGAUGGGGUUGGUGAAGGCUUUUGAUCAGCUGGCGCAGACUGAUGAUGUGUCGGCGUUGGCGAGCAAGAUCUUCUAA
Molecule: messenger RNA, 984 nt
Organism: Colletotrichum godetiae
Lineage: Eukaryota; Fungi; Ascomycota; Sordariomycetes; Glomerellales; Glomerellaceae
Product: integral membrane protein DUF125
Exons: 2
Coding region: 1-984 (327 amino acids)
Biological process (GO): intracellular manganese ion homeostasis
Cellular component (GO): fungal-type vacuole membrane
Molecular function (GO): manganese ion transmembrane transporter activity; iron ion transmembrane transporter activity
Source: RefSeq, a predicted model, not a curated record